Rhea pennata is the source of this 18717-nucleotide messenger RNA. RefSeq names its product hemicentin 1 (gene HMCN1). The record is from RefSeq and is a predicted model, not a curated record. Gene Ontology annotation, molecular function: axon guidance receptor activity; calcium ion binding. The coding region runs from base 1 to 16926 and encodes 5641 amino acids. Gene Ontology annotation, biological process: homophilic cell-cell adhesion; synapse organization. The transcript is spliced from 107 exons. Gene Ontology annotation, cellular component: plasma membrane; neuronal cell body; axon. NCBI's taxonomy places the organism in Eukaryota, Metazoa, Chordata, Aves, Rheiformes, Rheidae.
AUGGGCUGCGCGGGCCGCGCGCCGGCGCUGUGCGCCCGGCUGCUGCUGCUGCUGCUCGCCCUCCGGCCGUGCCCCGCGGGGGAGCCCGGCGCCGGCGGCGUCCCGGAGGGCGCCUCCACCUUGGCCUUCGUGUUCGACGUGACCGGCUCCAUGUACGACGACCUAGUGCAGGUUAUCGAAGGGGCGUCAAAAAUCCUCGAAACGUCCUUAAAGCGACCCAAGCGGCCGCUCUACAACUUCGCGUUGGUGCCUUUCCACGAUCCAGAAAUUGGUCCAGUGACGAUAACCACAGAUCCCAAGAAAUUUCAAUAUGAACUCAGGGAACUUUAUGUUCAGGGUGGUGGUGAUUGUCCAGAGAUGAGCGUUGGGGCGAUUAAGAUCGCUCUGGAAAUCUCUCUCCCUGGUUCUUUCAUCUAUGUGUUCACUGAUGCACGAUCCAAAGAUUAUAGACUUACCCAUGAAGUACUUCAGCUCAUUCAGCAGAAACAAUCACAGGUAGUAUUUGUGCUAACUGGAGACUGUGAUGACAGAGAACAUAUUGGUUACAAGGUCUAUGAAGAAAUUGCCUCAACAAGCUCUGGUCAGGUUUUUCACUUGGACAAAAAGCAAGUUAAUGAGGUGUUGAAAUGGGUUGAAGAAGCAGUUCAAGCCUCCAAGGUGCAUCUCUUGUCUACAGACCAUUUGACUAUGGCUGUGAACACUUGGCAGAUCCCUUUUGAUCCCAGUCUAAAAGAGAUUACAGUGUCCUUGAGUGGCCCUUCACCAGCAAUUGAAAUUCGUGACCCAUUAGGCAAACAGAUCAGUAAAGGAUCUGGACUGAAUGAACUGCUGAAUAUCCACAACUCUGCUAAAGUAGUAAAUGUUAAAGAUCCAGAGCCUGGAACAUGGACAGUUAAGACAUCCAGCAGCGGAAGGCACUCUGUUCGUAUCACUGGUCUCAGCACUAUUGAUUUUCGAGCUGGGUUUUCUAGGAAGCCGACCUUAGACUUUAAAAAAACGUCCAGCAGACCAGUGCAAGGGAUUCCUACCUUUGUGCUGCUGAAUACCACAGGGAUCAUUCUUCCAGCCAGAGUAGACCAACUGGAACUGCUGAGUAUUACAGGGGAACUUCUUAAGACUUUGCCAGUGAAAUAUUAUCCUGACAGAAAGCCCUAUGGACUAUGGAAUAUUUCUGACUUUAUUCCACCAGAUGAAGCUUUUUUUGUCAAAAUAAUGGGCUAUGACAAGGAUGGUCAUCUCUUUCAGAGAGUUUCAAGUGUUUCAUUUUCUAGUAUUAUUCCUGAUGCUCCAAAAGUUACAAUGCCUGACAAGACUCCAGGAUAUUACUUACAGCCAGUAUCCAUUCCUUGCCAUGUAGAAAGUCUUCUACCUUUCACUCAGCAUUUUAGUAAAAAUGGAAUAAAACUAGGAGUGGAUCAGUUCUUCAAAGAAUCGGCUAGCGUGAACUGGGAAAUGGACAAAGUCUCCUUGUCUGAUGAAGGCUCUUACGAAUGUAGCGCAAUGAGCAGCGCAGGAACCGGACACGCACAGACGUUUCUGGAUGUAUCAGAGCCUCCACCCGUGAUUCAGGUUCCUAAUAAUGUCACAGUUGUUCCUGGUGAAGGAGCCAUCUUGACCUGCCUAACUUUAAGCACAGUGCGUUACAAUCUCACCUGGCAAAGAAAUGGGAGGGAUGUGAGACUAAAGGAACCCUUGAGAAUAAGGAUGAUGAGCAACCUGUCUUUAGAAGUGAAAACUGUAAAGCUCACCGACGCCGGCAAGUACAACUGUAUCGCUUCUAAUGAGGGUGGAUCUACCACAGCAUCUGUCUUCCUUACAGUGCAAGAACCGCCUAGGGUUGUCAUCGCACCUAAGAAUCAGACUUUUACAGAAGGCUCUGAAGUGUCUAUCAGGUGUUCUGCAACAGGUUAUCCAAAACCAACAGUAGUAUGGACACAUAACGAUAUGUUUAUUAUUGGUUCAAACAGGUAUAGAUUGACCCCAGAAGGUACCUUAAUCAUAAAAAAGGCAAUUCUAAAAGAUGCAGGGCUUUAUGGUUGCUUGGCAAGUAACUCGGCUGGGACAGAGAAACAGACAUCUACCCUUACCUAUAUUGAGAGACCAACAUUGACCAUAGUUCAAAGUGAAAUUCUGGUUGCCCUUGGAGACACAACUAUUAUGGAAUGUAAAACAACUGGAAUCCCACAUCCUCAGGUUAAAUGGUUUAAAGGUGACUUAGAGUUGAAGGCAUCGGCAUUUCUCAUUAUUGAUAGUCAUCAGGGUCUUUUGAAGAUUCAGGAAACACAAGAUCUGGAUGCUGGUGAUUAUACUUGUGUGGCUACCAAUGAUGCAGGGAGAGCCUCUGGAAAGAUAACCCUGGAUGUUGGCUCUCCCCCUGUUUUCACUCAGGAGCCCAGUGAUGAAUCCGUGGACAUUGGUUCAAACAUCACACUGCCUUGCUAUGUUCAGGGUUACCCUGAACCAAAGGUUAAAUGGAGGCGGCUGAAUGGUGCUUCCCUUUUCUCAAGGCCGUUUGCAGUUAGUUCCAUCAGUCAGCUCAGAACAGGAGCUUUGUCUAUUAAUAAUUUGUGGGUCAGUGAUGAAGGGACUUACAUCUGUGAAGCUGAAAACCAGUUUGGAAAGAUUGAGUCACGGCCAGCCACAAUCACAGUGACAGGACUGGUUACACCUCUGAUUGGAGUAAGCCCAGCCACAGCCAAUGUAAUUGAGGGACAGCAGCUCACUCUGCCAUGUGUGCUGCUUGCUGGAAACCCCAUUCCAGACAGGAGAUGGAUUAAAAACAGUAUGGUGUUGGUUCCCAAUCCCUACAUCAAUGUUCGCAGUGAUGGAAGCCUGCACCUUGAAAGAGUUCGGCUGCAGGAUGGAGGUGAUUACACCUGUAUGGCAAGUAACGUUGCUGGAACAAACAACAAAACUACUACUGUUAAUGUGUAUGUUCUGCCUGUUAUUCAGCAUGGACAGCAGAUAUUCAAUACCAUUGAAGGAAUCCCAGUAACAUUGCCAUGCAAAGCAAGUGGAGUUCCUAAGCCGUCGAUUGUCUGGUCCAAGAAGGGAGAACAAAUUCUUCCCAGCAACAUGAAAUUUUCUGCAGGUUCUGAUGGAAGUCUCUAUGUAGUUUCACCAGGGGGCGAAGAAACUGGGGAGUAUGUAUGCACUGCAACAAAUGCUGCUGGUUAUGCUACACGGAAGGUCCAGCUGACUGUCUAUGUGAAACCUAGAGUAUCCAGGCCUGGAGAACAGCAAGAAAUGGUCAUGGAAGCCAAUGAUAAACCCAUAGAGAUCUCAGUAAUUGCAGGGGAAGAUGUCACACUUCCAUGUGAAGUAAGGAGCUUGCCACCCCCCAUAAUUACCUGGGCCAAAGAAAUGCAGCUCAUAUCUCCGUUCUCUCCAAGACACACUUUCCUGCCCUCGGGGUCAAUGAAGAUCAGUGAAACACAAGUUUCAGACAGUGGAAUGUAUAUCUGCGUAGCCACAAAUAUUGCGGGGAAUGUGACUCAGUCAGUGAAGCUAAACGUACAUGUUCCUCCAAAGAUACAGCGUGGCCCUCGGGUUAUGAAAGUACACGUUGGCCACAGAGUUGACAUACCCUGCAGUGCUCAGGGCAUCCCUCCUCCAACAAUCACGUGGUUCAAAGGCAGAAGUACCAUGCUGAUGGAUGGUGGCCAGUUUAUCCACAGCCCGGAUGGAGUGCUAAGCAUCAGCAAAGUCCAGCUUCCCGAUGCUGGAAUCUACAAAUGUGUCGCUAGUAACGUAGCAGGCAGCGACACGUCAGAGAUAACGCUGCAAGUUCAAGAACCUCCUACUAUAGCUGAUCUCAACCCUCCAUACAGUAGCCCAUUUCAAGAAAGAGUGGCAAAUCAACGUGUUGCGUUCCCUUGUCCAGCAAAAGGGAUUCCAAAACCUGUCAUCAAAUGGCUGCGUAAUGGAAGAGAGCUGACAGGCAGUGAACCAGGGAUUUCAAUUCUGGAGGAUGGGACACUGCUGAUCAUAGCUUCUGUUACACCUUCUGAUAAUGGAGAGUAUACCUGUAUGGCAGUAAAUGAAGCUGGAAGCACAGAAAGAAAGUAUAACCUGAAAGUUCAUGUUCCCCCUGAAAUUAGAGAUCAAGAAACAGUGACAAAUACAUCUGUAGUUGUUCAGCAUCCUGUAAGUCUCUUGUGUGAAGUAUCUGGUAACCCCUUCCCAAUCAUUUCCUGGUAUAAAGAAGAUAUCCAGGUUGUGGAAAGCAGUACUCUCCAGAUUUUGCACAAUGGGAAGAUACUGAAGCUCCUUAGAGCUGCUGCUGAUGAUGCUGGACAAUAUUCAUGCAAAGCCAUAAACGUAGCAGGAAGUUCUGAGAAACUAUUUAACAUAGAUGUAUUAGUACCACCAAGUAUAAUAGGUGCUGCUACCUCCAGUGAAAUUGCAGUCAUCCUCAACCAGGAAAUCAGUCUGGAGUGUAGAGCCAAAGGCUUCCCCUUUCCUGACGUUCACUGGUUCAAAGAUGGCAAGCCCUUGUUCUUGGGCGAUCCCAAUGUUGAGCUUCUGGACAAAGGUCAAGUUUUGCACAUAAAGAGUGCUCGAAGGAUUGACAAAGGUCACUAUCAGUGCAGUGCCACCAACAGUGCUGGCAAACAAGUUAAGGAGGUCAAGCUGAUCAUCCAUGUCCCUCCUAGCAUUAAAGGAGGAAAUACUACCACAGAGGUAUCAGCUCUUCUUAACAAUCUUAUAAAUCUGGAAUGUGAAACCAAGGGAAUCCCUGUUCCUACCAUUACCUGGUACAAAGAUGGACACCCAAUUAUUUCCAGUCCCCAAGUUUUGUAUGUGGACAGAGGGCAAUUUCUGCAGAUACCUCGAGCACAAGUUUCCGAUUCUGCAAAGUACACUUGCCGUGUCACCAAUGCUGUGGGAGCUGCUGAAAAAAUUUAUGAAGUGGAUGUCUACGUUCCUCCAGUUAUUGAGGGUGAUGCUGACACGGUGCAGAACAGGCAGGUGGUUGCUGGCAAUUCGGUGGUGUUAGAAUGUAAAGCUGAGGGUAACCCCGCGCCUCUGCUUACCUGGUUAAAGGAUGGCGUGCCGGUGAAAGCAAGCGCCAGCCUCCGCCUUUGGUCUGCUGGGAAGAAGCUGGAGAUUCUGAACGCUGUCGAGGCUGACAGGGGCCUGUAUUUGUGUGUGGCUACAAGCAUAGCUGGAGAACAAGAAAUGAAGUAUGAACUUGAAGUCUUAGUCCCACCAUUUGUGGAAGGCGGAGGUGAGCUCUUGGACUACAUUGUGAUUCUCCAUAGCCCUUUAGAGUUGGAUUGUUCAGCAACUGGGACACCCACACCAACUGUCAUGUGGUUGAAGGAUGGCCAGCGAGUUGAAGAGGGAGCUGGACAAAAGAUCUUGUUAAAUGGGCACAAACUUCUCAUCUCUCAAGCUCAGGUGUCAGACACUGGCCGCUAUAAAUGUGUGGCUGCAAAUAAGGCAGGAGAACAUGAAAGGGAAUUUGACGUUACUGUGCAUGUUCCUCCAACCAUCAAAUCAACUGGGCUCUCAGAGAGAGCUGUUGUGAUAUACAAGCCUGUGACCUUGCAAUGCAUAGCCCAUGGCAUUCCCAGCCCUUCCAUAACUUGGUUAAAAGAUGGUCAACCAGUAAACACAGCCAGAGGAAGUAUAAGACUGGAGUCUUCAGGCCGUAUUCUACAAGUUGUCAAGGCCCUGCUCGAAGAUGCUGGCCGAUACACUUGUGUGGCAACAAAUGCUGCAGGAGAAGCCCAGCAACACAUUCGGCUUCAUGUGCAUGAACCACCCAAUCUGGAAGAUGCAGGGAAAAUGUUAAAUGAAACUGUAGUGGUGAAUAAUCCAAUCCAUCUCGAGUGCAGAGCAUCUGGGAACCCUCUGCCAGCUAUCACAUGGUACAAGGACAACCGUCCCCUCACCAGUGCUGCAAGUGCCACUUUCCUGAACAGAGGGCAGAUUCUGCAGAUUGAGGGCGCUCAGAUCGCUGACACUGGCAUUUAUAAGUGUGUGGCUGUCAACACAGCGGGCACAGCUGAGUUGUUUUAUAGUCUUCAGGUUCAUGUGCCACCAUCCAUCUCUGGCAGCAGUGACAUGGUAGCAGUGGUAGUUAACAAUCUGGUGAGGCUGGAAUGUGAAGCAAGAGGUAUCCCGGCACCUAUUUUGACGUGGCUAAAAGAUGGUAGCCCCGUUUCCAGCUUUACUGAUGGACUCCAGGUUCUCUCUGGGGGCCGCAUCCUGGCAUUGACUAGUGUUCAGAUCAGCGACACAGGAAAAUACACGUGUGUUGCAGUGAAUGCUGCAGGCGAGAGUCAGAGAGAUAUUGAUCUCAGAGUUUAUGUUCCACCGAACAUAAUGGGCGAGGAGCAGAAUGUCUCUGUGCUCGUGAGCCGCUCAGUGGAGCUGCUCUGCCAGAGCAAUGCUGUUCCACCACCUGUGCUGACGUGGCUCAAGGAUGGGCGACCCUUGCUGAAGAAACCAGGUCUUAGUAUCACUGAAGAUGGCAGCGUACUGAAGAUUGAAGGAGCUCAAGUACAGGACACUGGCCGUUACACUUGUGAGGCGACAAAUGUUGCUGGGAAAACUGAAAAGAACUAUAAUGUCAAUGUUUGGGUGUCACCAAGUAUCUAUGGCUCAGAUGACAUCUCUCAGCUGACAGUAAUUGAAGGGAGCCUGAUAAGCCUGAUCUGUGAGUCUAGUGGCAUCCCACCACCCAGUCUCACCUGGAAAAAGAAUGGCUCUCCACUGGUGGCUGACCUUUCAGGAAGAGUGAGGGUACUGUCUGGAGGCAGGCAGCUACAGAUUUCAUUUGCUGAAAAGGCUGAUGCGGCGUCUUACACUUGUAUGGCUUCAAACAUAGCUGGAAAUGCAAAAAAAGAAUAUAAUUUGCAAGUAUACGUUCGCCCAACUAUAUUAAACAGUGGUAGCCACCCAUCAGAAGUUGUUGUCACCCAAGGAAAUGAAAUUUCCUUGGAGUGCAAGGUGCAGGGUGUUCCAGAACCAGCAAUAACAUGGAUGAAGGAUGGCCAUCCGUUGGUCAGCAGAAGGGACUUAGAAAUACUUCAUGAUGGUCGUUUUCUUCAACUGAAAAAUGCCCUGGUGUCAGACACUGGCCGCUAUGUCUGUGUUGCUGUCAAUGUGGCAGGGCUGUCUGACAGAAAAUACGAUUUAAACGUUCAUGUCCCCCCAAGUAUCACUGGUGACUUGCAGAUGCCUGAAAACAUCAGCAUUGUGGAGAAGAAUCCCAUCUCACUGAUUUGUGAAGCUUCAGGAAUUCCCCUGCCCUCGAUAACAUGGCUCAAGAACGGGUGGCCUGUCACUGCAAACGGCUCAGUGAGGAUCCUCUCAGGAGGCAGGACGCUCCGUCUGACACACACAGGUGUAGAAGAUGAAGGUCAGUAUGCUUGUGUAGUGAUGAAUGCUGCAGGAGAAGCAAGGAAGAAGUUUGACCUUACUGUUCUAGUGCCUCCCAGAAUUGUGGGUGAAAAUAAACUGGAAGAUGUGAAAGUGAAAGAGAAGCACAGUGUUACCCUAACGUGUGAAGUGAUAGGGAACCCUGUACCACAGAUCACUUGGAUAAAAGAUGGGCAACCUGUACCUGAGGAUGAUGAUCACAACUUCCUGUCCAGUGGGCGUUUUCUGCAAAUCACCAAUGCUCAAGUGACUGAUACAGGGAGAUAUACAUGUGUUGCAUCUAAUGCAGCUGGAGAUAAGAGCAAAAGUUACAGUCUUAAUGUACUUGUGUCUCCAACCAUUGUGGGUGCAGACAGCCAUGGAAGUGUAGAAGAUGUCACUGUUAUCCUCAAUAGCCCAACAUCCCUACUUUGUGAGGCUUAUUCAUAUCCUCCAGCUACAAUCACCUGGCUGAAAGAUGGCAAUCCUAUAGAAUCAAACAGAAAUACCCGCAUUUUGCCAGGUGGUCGAACACUGCAGAUUCUGAGUGCACAAGAGGACCACGCUGGAAGAUUCACCUGCAUAGCCACAAAUGAGGCUGGAGAAAGUUUGAAACACUACGAAGUGAAAGUGUACGUUCCACCCACCAUUAACAAAGGCAAUAUCUCAGGGAUGGGUCUCUCUCCUAAAGAAGUAAAGAUCAAAGUAAACCACAGCCUUGCCCUGGAGUGUGAAGCUCACGCGAUUCCUGCUGCUGCCAUCAGCUGGUACAAGGAUGGACAGCCUCUUAAACCAGAUGAUCAUGUCAUUAUCCAAGCCAGUGGUCGUACUCUGCAGGUUAAGGAGGCUCAGGUGUCAGACACUGGCCGUUAUACUUGUCUGGCAUCUAACAUUGCUGGAGAGGACGAAAUGGAAUUUGAUGUAAAUAUACAAGUUCCUCCUAGUUUCCAAAGGCAUUAUAGGGAGUGGGAAGCUGGUAACAUGGUAGACGUGGGAGGAGGCGGAGAAAAUAAAGAUGUGAUUAUCAACAACCCCCUUUCUCUGUACUGUGAGACCAGUGCUGUUCCUCCUCCGGUUCUUACGUGGUAUAAAGAUGGCUAUCCUCUCAGCUCUAGUGAUAAAGUACUGAUAUUACCAGGAGGCAGAGUGUUGCAGAUUCCACGGGUGCAGGCUGAAGAUGCUGGGAGAUACAUGUGCGUGGCUGUGAACGAAGCUGGGGAAGCUUCCAUUCAUUACGAUGUCCACGUGCUCUUACCACCGUCCAUCGGUGGAGCUGAUGGUGACCUGCCUGAAGAAGUGACUGUGCUUGUGAACAAGGUUGCAGUGAUGGACUGCAUGGCAAGUGGCAGCCCUACUCCAAGUAUAACCUGGCAGAAAGAUGGCCACCUCCUAGCAGAAGAUGACAAACACGUGUUUUUAUCCAAUGGAAGAAGGUUACAGAUUUCGAAUUCCCAAAUAACAGAUACCGGCAGGUACGUCUGUAUUGUGGAAAAUGUAGCUGGAAGUGCCAAAAAAUAUUUUAACUUGAAUGUUCAUGUUCCUCCAAGUGUUGUUGGUACUAAUCCUGAGAAUUUGACAGUGGUGGUGAAUAACUUCAUCUCUCUGACUUGUGAGGUCACUGGCUUUCCACCUCCUGAUCUCAGCUGGCUCAAGAACGGAAAACCUGUCAGCUUGAAUACUAACACUUUCAUUGUGCCUGGUGCUCGAACUCUGCAGAUUCCCCGAGCCAAACUUUCAGAUGAUGGUGAAUAUACUUGUAUUGCCAGAAACCAAGCUGGGGAAAGUCAGAAGAAGAGUUUCCUAACUGUCCUUGUCCCCCCAAGCAUCAAAGACCAUAGUGGAACGUCGCUGGCAGUGGUGAAUGUGAGAGUGGGCACCCCGGUGAUACUAGAGUGUGAAUCCAACGCUAUCCCACCACCAGUCAUCACAUGGUACAAGAACAGGCGCAUAAUCUCAGAGUCUGCAAAUGUGGAGAUCUUAGCAGAUGGGCAAAGGUUACAAAUCAAAAGUGCUGAGGUUUCUGACACUGGCCAGUAUGUGUGCAGAGCCACAAAUAUUGCAGGGCGUGAUGAUAAAAAUUUCCAUCUUAAUGUUUAUGUGCCACCAAAUAUAGAAGGCCCUGAACAAGAGUGGCUCAAUGAAACUAUCAGUAAUCCCGUUACCUUUGUGUGUGAUGCUACUGGAAUUCCUCCACCAACAUUAAUAUGGCUUAAGAAUGGAAAAACAAUAGAAAACUCCGAUUCUCUUGAAGUACAUAUUUUAUCAGGUGGAAGCAAGCUUCAGAUUGCUCGCUCCCAGCUUCUAGACAGUGGGACUUACACAUGUAUUGCCUCGAAUAUAGAAGGAAGAGCUCAGAAAAGUUACAUCCUUUCCAUUCAAGUUCCUCCUAAUAUUGCUGGCUCUGAAAUGUCUAGUGAGGUCAGUGUGCUCCUGGGAGAAAGCAUCCAGCUUGUCUGCAAUGCCAAUGGAGUGCCUGUGCCUGUUAUGCAGUGGCUUAAAGAUGGAGAAACAGUUGCCAGCGAUGAAUUACAACGAAUAAGAGUAACUCCAGAUGGCAGCACAUUAAACAUUUUCAGAGCUCUCACUUCUGAUACAGGAAAAUACACUUGUGUGGCUACUAAUCCUGCAGGAGAGGAAGACCGAAUUUUCAACUUGAAUGUAUAUGUUCCACCAGCAAUAGCCGAUAAUAAAGAUGAACCAGAGGACCUCACUGCCCGUGCGGACACCUCCAUAAAUAUUGAGUGUACUGCUACUGGAACUCCACUCCCACAGAUAAACUGGCUAAAGAAUGGUCUUCCUCUUUCUAUCUCCUCACAAGUCAGAUUGCUCUCAGGUGGACAGGUUCUCAGAAUUGCCAGAGUGCAGGUAUCUGAUGUUGGUGUGUACACUUGUGUAGCAUCUAACAAAGCUGGAGUAGACAACAAACAUUACAAUCUUCAAGUUUUUGUGCCGCCAAGUAUGGAUAACGCGGGAGGAACAGAGGAUGUGACUAUAGUAAGAGGCAAUUCAGCUUCAAUGCAGUGUUUCACUGAUGGCAUUCCCACCCCAACUAUGUCAUGGUUUAAAAAUGGACAUCCUUUAAGCCUUGGAGCUCACUUGGCUUCAAAAAACCAAGGAAUGGUCCUUCAUUUUGUCAAAGCAGAGACUGGUGAUACAGGCAAAUACACCUGUGUAGCCUCAAACGAAGCUGGCGAUAUCAGCAAGCACUUUUCUCUGAAAGUGCUGGAGCCGCCUCGUAUCAAUGGUUCUGAUCAACCGGAAGAGCUGUCUGUGGUUGUUAACAACCCCCUUGAACUUCUUUGCAUCUCCACUGGCAUUCCAGUCCCCAAAAUCUCAUGGAUGAAGGACGGGCGCCCGCUUCUGCAGAAUGAUAAUGUUCAUGUCCUGAGAGAAGUGCUUCGAAUAACCAGUGCUCAGGUGGAGGACACAGGAAGAUACACGUGUUUGGCAUCUAGCCCAGCAGGAGAUGAUGACAAGGAAUAUUUAGUGAGAGUGCAUGUUCCUCCUAACAUUGCUGGUACCAGUGGUCCUCAGGACCUCACUGUGUUGCAGAACAGACAAGUUAUACUGGAAUGCAAGUCAGACGCUGUGCCACCUCCAACAGUCUCAUGGCUUAAAGAUGGAGAACUUCUAGAGGGAACUCCCCGAGUUCGAAUCCUAUCCAGUGGGCGAUACUUGCAAAUCAAUAAUGCUGACCUCAGUGAUACAGCAAGCUACACCUGUGUGGCAAGUAAUAUUGCAGGAAAGAUGACCAGAGAGUUCAUGCUCACAGUACACGUUGCUCCUACAAUCCGAAGCAGUCCUCAAACAAUUGUUGUGCGUAUAAAUACUUCUGCUGUUCUGGAGUGUAUUGCAGAAGGAGUACCAACCCCAAGAGUUACGUGGAGGAAGGAUGGAGCUAUCUUUUCUGGAAACAACACCAGAUAUUCACUACUAGAGGAUGGAUCUCUGCACAUCCACUCAGCGCAUGUGACUGACACCGGAAGAUACAUGUGUAUGGCAACCAACACAGCUGGCACUGAACGCAAACGAACUGAUCUGCAGGUCAUUGUUCCUCCAGCCAUUGCUCCUGGACAUAGCAAUAUUACAGUUACAGUAAACAUGCAGACCACUUUGCCUUGCGAAAGCACUGGAAUUCCCAGACCAGCAAUUAGCUGGACAAAAAAUGGGCAUCCGCUUCAUGUUGACCAGAACCAGAAUACGUACAGACUUCUAUCUUCAGGUUCUUUAGUAAUCAUUUCUCCCACUGUGGAUGACACUGCUGUUUAUGAGUGCUCUGUAUCAAAUGACGCAGGAGAAGAUCGAAGAGCGGUUGAGCUCACUGUUCAAGUGCCCCCAUCCAUAGCAGAUGAAGCCACAGAUCUCUUGGUAACAAAACUGUCUCCAGUAAUAAUUUCCUGCACGGCUUCAGGGGUUCCUGUACCCUCAGUUCAUUGGACAAAAAAUGGCAUAAAGUUGCUUCCCAGAGGAGAUGGCUUCAGAAUUCUCUCUUCAGGUGCUGUUGAAAUACCUGCUGCUCAGUUAGACCAUGCGGGACGGUACACUUGUGUAGCCCGGAAUGCAGCCGGUGCAGCGCACAGGCAUAUUACCCUUCAUGUUCACGAACCACCAGCUAUUCAAACUCAGCCAGGGAUACUGGAUGUCAUUGUGAACAAUCCCAUUCUAUUACCAUGUGAAGCAACGGGUACACCACGACCCAUAAUAACAUGGCAAAAGGAGGGCAUCAAUGUAAUCACAACAGGCGACAGUUAUAUGGUUCUUCCCAGUGGCGGUUUGCAGAUUGCAAGAUCAACUGUUGAAGAUGCUGGCACUUACAUGUGUGUUGCUCAAAAUCCAGCUGGCACAGCUCUGGGGAAGAUUAAGCUGAAAGUUCAAGUUCCUCCCGUUAUCAGGUCCCAUCUGCAGGAGUAUGUUGUUCCUGUUGAUAAUUCUGUCACUUUGCCGUGUGAGGCUGAAGGCUACCCUGGGCCAGAGAUCAGCUGGCAUAAAGAUGGACAGCAAAUAACAGAGUCCAUCAGAAGAAGAAUUCUUAGCACUGGUGCUCUGCAGAUUGCAUUCAUACAGCCAGGUGACACUGGCCGUUACACGUGCGUAGCAGCAAACCUGGCAGGGACAAGCAGUUCUAGCAUGGAGCUCGUCGUGCACAUUCCACCCAGGAUCCGCAGUACAGAGGCGCAGUACACUGUCACAGAGGAUUCCCAGGCUGUUCUGUCUUGUGUGGCUGAUGGGAUUCCAACGCCAACAAUAAACUGGAAGAAGGACAAUAUGCUGUUAACAGAUACAGCAGGCAAAUACAGGUCUGUGCCAGAUGGAGACCUCAUUUUGGACAAUGUUGCUCCUGAAGAUUCUGGCCACUAUACUUGUAUUGCUAACAACGCUGCUGGAGAAGACACGCACACUGUCACCCUGAUGGUUCAUGUACUCCCGGCUUUUACUGAACUGCCUGGAGAUAUAGCUUUAACUAAAGGAGAACAACUCAGAUUAACUUGCAAAGCAACUGGGAUACCCGUACCCAAAAUAACAUGGACUUUUAACAAUAACAUCGUUCCAGCACAAUAUGACGAUAUAAAUGGACGCAGUGAACUUGUUAUCGAAAGAGUGUCUAAAGAUGAUUCUGGUACCUAUGUAUGCAUGGCAGAAAACACAGUUGGCUCAAUCAAAGCUAUUGGAUUUGUGUAUGUCAAAGAGCCUCCAGUCUUCAAAGGGGAUUACCAUUCUAGCCGAAUUGAGCCCCUGGGUGGCAAUGCUAUGUUGAACUGUGAAGUCAGAGGAGAUCCACCUCCAACCAUCCAGUGGAGCAGAAAAGGAACUGGUGUUCAGAUCAGCAGCAGGAUCCGGCAGCUUAACAAUGGUUCGCUUGCUAUCUACGGCACUGUAAAUGAAGAUGCUGGUGACUACAAGUGCGUGGCUACCAAUGAUGCUGGCGUGGUGGAGCGCAGUGUGACGCUAACACUUCAGAGUCCUCCAGUCAUUACUAUUGAACCUGUAGAGACUGUUAUUGAAGCUGGUGCCACAGCAAUGCUGAACUGCCAGGCAAAUGGAGAACCUCCUCCGACCAUCGAAUGGUCCCGCCAAGGUCAUCCAGUCGUGAACAGUGAGAGAGUGACUGCCCUGUCUAAUGGCUCCUUGCGUAUUGUUGCAGCACGGAAAGAAGAUACGUCUGAGUAUGAGUGCGUAGCGAGGAACCUAAUGGGAUCUGUUCUUGUUAGAGCACCGCUGACUGUCCAGGUGCAUGGUGGAUUCUCCGACUGGUUUGACUGGCGACCUUGCAGUGUGACCUGUGGUCAGGGUGUCCAGGAGCGGAUCCGUCAGUGUAACAACCCUCUCCCGGCAAAUGGAGGGAGGCGUUGUGAGGGGCCUGAUACAGAUGUACGCAGCUGCCACAACAAGCCUUGUCCAGUGGAUGGCAGCUGGUCGGAGUGGGGUCUUUGGGAAGAGUGUUCUAAGAGCUGUGGACAAGGUAACAGGACCAGAACCAGGACCUGCAGUAACCCAUCAGCUCAGCACGGAGGGAAACCAUGCGACGGCAGUGCGGUGGACUCAGUCAUGUGUAAUAUUAGGCCUUGCCCAGUCGAUGGGGAGUGGAGUUCCUGGCUGCCGUGGGGUCCUUGCAGCGAGACGUGUGGGAAGGGUUCUCAAACCCGGCUGAGGCUCUGCAAUAACCCUCCCCCGUCAAACGGCGGAUCCCGUUGCGAGGGGUCUGAUGCACAGGUGCAGGUUUGCGACAAGAGGCGCUGCCCAGUGGACGGGAAGUGGGCCACAUGGACCAGCUGGAGCACCUGCACCGUGUCCUGCGGAGGAGGCAGCAGGCAGAGAACGCGCCACUGCUCAGACCCAGCUCCACAGUUUGGGGGCCACAAAUGCGAAGGAAAUGACAUACAAAUUGAUUUUUGCAACAGUGAUUCUUGUCCUAUCCAUGGCAGCUGGGGCCCGUGGAGUAGUUGGGGAACUUGUAGCCGGACGUGCAACGGCGGUCAGACGAGGCGGCACCGGAGCUGUGACAGCCCGCACCCCGCGAGCGGUGGCAGGGCGUGCGCGGGGGCUGACUCGCAGGCGCGGAGGUGCAGCCCGGAAGCAUGCCCUGUGGAUGGAAACUGGGGGCAGUGGCAAACAUGGAGCCAAUGCUCUGCCUCCUGUGGAGGAGGAGAGCAGACCCGGGUCCGCCUGUGCAGCAAUCCAGCACCAUCGCAUCGUGGACGUGCUUGUCCUGGCGACUCUUCCCAGAUAUCCAGGUGUAAUACCCAAGUGUGUCCUGGUGGGCCCCCACGUGCCAAAGGAAGCGUCAUUGGAAAUAUUAACGAUAUUGAAUUUGGAGUUGCUUUCCUGAAUGCCACAGUAACAGACAGCCCUGACUCUGAAGCUAGAAUAAUACAAGCAGAGAUUAGAAACGUCCCUCGGAGCCUUGGUGCAGCGAUGCGAAAGCUUGUUUCCAUUCUGAGCCCAGUUUAUUGGGCAACUGCAAAAGAAAUUGGAGAAGCAGUGAAUGGAUUUACUCUCACGGACGCUGUCUUCAAAAGAGAAACUCAAGUGGAGUUUGCAACUGGAGAGAUUCUGCGAAUGACUCAUGUUGCCCGAGGCUUGGAUUCAGAUGGAGCCUUGCUGCUGGACGUUGUCGUGAGUGGCCAUGUGCUGCAGCUCCAGUCGUUAGCUGAUAUUAACACGAAGGAUUACACAGAAGACUAUAUUCAGACCGGUCCCGGGCAGCUGUAUGCCCAUUCUACUCGUCUCUUCGCUAUAGAUGGAGUUAGCGUUCCCUAUACGUGGAACCAUACUAUCACCUAUGAUCCCACUAGAGGAAAAAUGCCUUUCUUGGUGGAAACGCUCCAUGCUUCCUCCAUUACAACAGAGUACAACCCUCUAGAAGAAACUGUGGCUUUUAAAAUCCAUGCUUCCGUUGCAAAAGGAGAUCGUAGCAAUCAGUGUCCCGCUGGGUUUGGUUUGGACUCGACUGGACCUUACUGUUCAGAUGAAGACGAAUGUGCUGUGCGAAAUCCUUGUUCCCAUGUCUGCCAUAACGCCAUAGGAACCUACUACUGCUCCUGUCCAAAAGGCCUCACUAUAGCUGCAGAUGGUAGAACGUGUCAGGACAUCGAUGAGUGCGCGUUAGGUGGCCACAGCUGCCGUGCUGGCCAGGACUGCGAGAACGCCGUAGGCUCGUACCGCUGCGUGGUCAGGUGUGGGAACGGCUUUCGGAGAACGGCGGAUGGGUUUGGCUGCCAAGAUGUUAACGAAUGUCAAGAGUCCAACUCCUGUCAUCAGCAUUGCUUCAAUACUGUAGGAAGUUUCCACUGUGGUUGUGAUGCAGGAUACCAGCUAAAGGGCAGAAAAUGCAUGGACAUAAAUGAAUGCAGGCAGAGUGUAUGCAGACCUGAUCAGUUCUGCAAAAACACCCGUGGUGGAUACAAGUGCAUCGACCUGUGUCCAAAUGGAAUGACCAAAGCAGAAAAUGGAACAUGUAUUGACAUUGAUGAAUGCAGGGAUGGAACCCAUCAGUGCCGAUACAACCAGAUUUGUGAGAAUACACGAGGCAGUUACCGCUGCGUGUGUCCAAGAGGGUACCGAUCCCAGGCGGUUGGAAGACCUUGCGUGGACAUUAAUGAAUGUGAACAAGUGCCUAAGCCCUGUGCAUUUCAGUGCGCCAACACCCCCGGCAGCUUCAAGUGUAUCUGUCCACCUGGACAACAUUUAUUAGGUGAUGGGAAAUCUUGCGCUGGAUUGGAGAGAUUGCCCAAUUAUGGUGCCUAUUUCAAUAGCUAUAACUAUGCUCAAUUCUCCCCUGUGAGAGACAACUAUCAACCUCAACAAUAUUACAGGCACUCCUCAAAUCUCUACAGCUCCUUCUCAGAGUAUAGAAACAGCAGAAUACCUUUCUCCAGGACUAGAAGGAACAUUAGAGAAACAUGUCCUGAAGGCUAUGAGGCAAGAAAUGCCAGAUGUGUAGAUAUUGAUGAAUGUGAAAACAGAGAUACCUGUCAGCAUGAAUGCAAAAACACUCUAGGAAGUUACCAGUGUACUUGCCCACCUGGUUAUCGUCUUACGCCCAAUGGCAAAACCUGUCAAGAUAUUGAUGAGUGCCUUGAACAGAAUAUCCAUUGUGGAUCAAAUCAGAUGUGUUUUAACAUGCGAGGAAGCUACCAGUGCAUAGACACGCCUUGUCCACCAAACUACCAGCGAGACCCUCUUUCUGGGUUCUGUCUCAAAAAUUGCCCGGCCAACGAUCUGGAAUGUGCCCUUAGCACCUACGCCUUGGAGUACAAACUCGUUUCCCUCCCCUUCGGCAUAGCUGCCAAUCAGGAUUUAAUCCGGCUGGUUGCCUACACUCAAGAUCAAGUCAUGCAUCCCCGAACAACUUUCUUGAUGGCAGAUGAGGACCCUGCAAUCCCGUUUGCCCUCCGAGAUGAGAACUUAAAGGGAGUUGUGUUUACCACCAGGCCGCUGCGAGAGCCGAAGACGUACCGCAUGAGAGUCAGGGCCUUGUCCUACAGCGUUGAUGGAAAUAUUGAGUAUCAGACAACUUUCAUUGUUUAUAUCGCUGUGUCAGCCUAUCCCUAUUAAACACCCAAACCACUCGACAGUUAUCGCAGUAUUUUAGCCACGUUCCUAAGUGCCAGUGGGUAUUACCACUUUCAGACUGAUUCUACUGCCUGCCAGAUGGUUGUGAACCACACAGCCCGGAAACGGUGCUACGCUCUUUGCUUUUUUUUUUCCCUGAGACUGCCAGUAUAUUCCCAUUAUUCUAAUUCAAGAAAGAAAAUCCAUGGCUUCGAGGACCACUUGCUGUAUUUAUUACACUGGAGUAGUCAUUUUCCACAGUUUGUUCUGAAAACCAGCAGAACAAGUCAAAGUAUGAGCUGAAGUACUAGUAGUCAAAGCAGUGAGCAGGAGCAGCCUCUGUGUAGGAGCAACUAAACAAAAGCCUAACCAGAAAAAAUGGCCAUUUUUAGUGGUCUGCGAAUUUAAAGUUGCCAAGUAAGUGUGUUUUACAAUUUCUUUAUCUAUUAAUUUUUUUCUUACCAAAUACCCGAUAGAAUUAGGGCUGCACAUAUAUUAUCUGUCGUGGUCAAAAAAGAAAUACCACUUUACUUAGCUCACAGAUGAUAGUAGUAAAGUUGGUUUUCAGCUGAAGCCACAAAAGUAGAAAUUGGAAUUGGUUCAUUUGAUUUCUCUGUAAGUUUAGGCAUUGUUUGAAAAACCACCAACAUGGCUACUUCUGCUUUGUAUGGCAGAUAUUUUAUAAUUUUUUUUCUUUUCUUUUUUCUUUUCUUUUUUUUUUUUUACUCUGACAUUCUGGUAUAGCCAUUUAUUUAGCUUGAAACCAUAUCGAUUUCAGUACUCCUAACCCAGUUAAAAUGUUUUGGGUUUUUAUUUUGUUUUGUUUGGGGUUUUUUGCAAAUUGAACAAUUUUUUCCAAAGAUGUAGUAAUUUCGGUUCAGUAAUGUCAAUACACUGUACACAAGUAAUUUUGCCAAGAUGUAUUCUAUUUUUAUGAAAGUGUAUAUAUGUUUUUUCCUAUGUGUAUUUUCUAUGCAAUAUCUUAAUUGUAAAACACUUAAGUUUUCAUGAAAGGACAGUGUCAAUACAUUGAAAAUAAUCGAAAUAAAGGUUCUCAUUGCCUUUUGAGAUUGCCACAAGAUUUAUCAUUAAAAAAAAUUCUUUCCCAGGUGUAAGACAGACACUUACCUUUAGUUCCAGUCCAAAACGCGGCAGUAGCAUGGCUGGCAAACUGCUGAUCCUCUUGCAAAGAUGAAGCAAAGUCUCCAGCUCACUGAGCUCUGAGCUAUUGACUUCCCCCUGCCUUCAGUUAAAAAAAAAAAAAAAAAGUAGGGAGGUUGGAGGGACUAUUGCACUUAUUCUUGUUUUAUCCAGACUUCACUCACCAGGAAAUAUUUUAUUUCCUCAGAGCAGAGAAAUUUUGCUAAGAGUUAAUUAAGGUUUUGUUGCACGUAAAGGUCACAUUUAUUCAUGGCUUUACCUGCUGCCAAACACAAAAUCUGCUUCUGCAAUUCCCGUGCAUUUAAACAAAACUCAGCAGAAAGGCACGAAGGGUUGAGUGCUCUGGGACUCUCCCGGCCACGCUGGUAACGGGUUGUGGAGCUGGCCGGCGACGUGGAGCCCCCAGCACCCCGCCACAGGGGGCUGCACCUUACGCUGACGUUCCUGCGUUGCCGCAUCUGGGUGCGAGGAGAGGGACGACGACGACUCGCGUCACUGACAUCGAACGGCCCUGUCGAUGCGCGUCGCUGAAAGCAGCCGGUUCGCGGCAGGGCCAGCUGGCUGCGCGCUGGAAUGCGCCUGUCGCUAGAGACUGUUCAUAACACUGAAAAUAAUAAAGUCCUACCAGUUUUC